Molecule: messenger RNA, 3007 nt
Organism: Orcinus orca (killer whale)
Lineage: Eukaryota; Metazoa; Chordata; Mammalia; Artiodactyla; Delphinidae
Gene: SPMAP1
Product: chromosome 19 C17orf98 homolog
Exons: 3
Coding region: 2447-2911 (154 amino acids)
Source: RefSeq, a predicted model, not a curated record
ACUUGAGUUUUUUAGUUCUUAAAAUAAAUUUCAGGUGGUAGAUACCGCUUGGUGACAGGUUAUCCCAGGUGACUGCUUACAGUUAGAAAGGUGUUUGAGAUAAGGUAGCGUAUGGUCAGAUCCUGAACACUCAUGGAGUUCAAGGAGUGAUGUGAGUAGGAACCAGGUAUACGCGUAUAUAUGGGCACUUCUGCAGUUAACAGGUUUCCUUUGGGUAAGUUGGCACAUAAAUGAGUUUAUAUUUAUAAAACCUGCCACAUAAUAAUUGCUCUCAUGGAAGAUGACUAAGUUGUUAAUAUCUGCAAGUUUUUUGCUAUCAAAAGUAUUUUGACACGGUGGUCUUAUAUCUGCCAAACCCUAGCUUGAGAAUAAAAGAUAAUAGAAUGCCAGCACGACAGGCAUGAGCCCUGGCAAAUUCUGCCUGAAGGUAUUGAGCAUUGUAGCUUUUUUUUUUCCAAUCCAUGACAGUUGAUUUAGGUGACAUUCAGGGUCUGGGGAAAAUGAGCACUCCAGUCUGGCCUAAAGACGUUGGAAGAGGAUUUUUACGCUAAGUUUGUGUCCACUUAUCUAGUAUCUGGAAAUUGUUUUAUCUGUAAGAUUGGGUACGAUGAAAGGCUGAGGAUUAGAGUGUAUGUGAAGACCCUAGCACAGAGUCACUUGGUGAGAUGACUUCUCUUUUGUACUUCAGAUUGAUGUCCUUCAGAUGUACCAGAACUAGAAAGCAGUGAUAUAAAUUUAUUCAUUUAUUUUAUUAAUUUUUGGCUGCAUUGGGUCUUUGUUGCUGCGCGCAGGCUCUCUCUAUUGCGGGGAGCGGGGGCCACUCGUUGCAGUGCGCGGGCCUCUCACUGUGGCUUCUCUGGUUGCGGAGCUUGGGCUCUAGGCGUGUGGGCUCCAGAGCACAGGUCCAGCAGCUAUGGCGCACGCAGCAUGUGGGAUCCCCCCAGACCAGGGCUCGAACCCAUGUCCCCUGCAUCGGCAGGUGGACUCCUCACCACUGCGCCACCAGGGAAGCUUGGUAUCAAGACUUUUUAAAGGUCCCUAAGAGAUUCUGAAGUGCAGCCAAGAUUGAGGACCAGUCCUCUGUCUAGACUGAGUCAGUCUUGGUUUUAGGAAUAUUAAAUUCCAAAGUCUAAAAUAGACCGGUCUUCCUCCCCUACCCCAUCCUCCAGGCAGGUGAAUUUCAAGUCUUUAAUGUGACAUGAAGUCCCCAGGUACUCCAUUUAAAAUGAAUCUUUUUUUAUCCCAUUGCAUAAUAUGAAAUUUCUCACCUGCCUUCCUCAAAUGUGAGGUGAGAGUUGGGCCUGUCAUUUUUUUUCCCCUCGUCCUCUCAUGUUCUUUCCAGGUUCUCUUCACGUUUUAAUAGAAUGGGCUCAAAUUAUAGACUUCCUAUAAUUUCAAAUUUGAUUGCUAGGAGCUCGCCUGUCAUAGUGUAGAAAAAUUACAUAUGCUGAGUAUUGAGAUGCUGGGAUUGGUGACUAUUACGUGUAGGUAUAAUGCAACCUUUUUCUAAUUAAUACAUGUGCCUUUGUAUUAUAUAUAAUGUUUAUGUUACUAGUAUUAUAAUAACAUAAAAGAAUUCCUGGAUUUAUUGCUUCAUCUGUAAAAUGAUAAUAGCACCUCAGAGUUGGUGUGAGGAGCAGAAUAAUUUGUAUAAGCCACUUUGAUAUGUAAAGCAUCCAUGAGUUUAUUCAAGGGGGAAAUUUGGGAAGUAAAAAAUAUAAAGGAAGGAAAAAUCACUUGUAACAACAAUAGGGAAGAUCACUGUUCAUGUUUUGCUGUAUCCUGUCAUACAUACAUAAUAUUAGAGGGAAGUAUGGUACUUACUGUUUUAUUGAUAAGUAUACAACUUUUACUGUUGGUUUUUAAAAUUUUAACGGGAGGAGGAAUAGCUGAUGAAAAGAAUUGGGUGGGGAGGGGAGAAGUGCUUUAAGUGGGUUUACUGGAAAUCAGGAGAUCUGAAUUCUGGUUCUGGAUCUGCCACUAAAUGGAUUUAGGAAAUAUUCCAACAUUCUGAGCUUCAACUUCCAGUUCUGUACAACGAGAGUUGGACGUAGAUGCUCUCUGAGCUCUUUCUGAUCCUUUGUGGGUACAAGCUUUUCAAGGGAACUGGGUUUGGGAAAUGUAUAUAAUAAAGUGGGAGCAGAGAACCUUGCUCUUAAAAGGAAAACAGGGAGCUGGGCCCGACUGCGUUAACACUGCGCACAUUCAGUAACCCACCUUCUCUUCAAUCUCUUGAUUCCUCUUGCAUGGUUCCCUCCUAGACAUCCCUCACCUCUGGACCAUUUAAGCAACUUCCCCCGUAGCCCCGAGAGCCUACCUCGUAGGAUGGGGACAGUACGGUUUGUGUCACAGGGGUCUUUGACAUAACGUAACAAUGCGCAGGGGAGCCCCCACCUAGGACCCUCCGCUCCCUCUAGAAAAGUCCUCGGAGGCUGCGGUGGUUAGGAUGGGGCAUUUUUGCGCGUGUCCCCUGUGGCUGGAGAAGCGCUUCAUCUUGGAUGGAGUGGCCGUGAGCACCAUGGCCCGCACCUAUGAGCACUUGAGGCCUAAGCUCUGGUCGGCGAUUCCACCCUACAACGCGCAGCAAGACUACCACGCCCACCGGUACUUCCGGAGCCGCGUGGUUCCGCCCAUCUUGCGGAAAACCGAUCAGGAUCAUGGCGGUACAGGAAGGGAUGGCUGGAUAGUGGAUUAUUUCCAUAUCUUCGGGCAAGGACAGAGAUACCUCAACAGGAGAAACUGGUCAGGGGCAGGGCAUUCCCUCCAGCAGGUGACCGGACAUGACAACUAUAAUGCCAAUCUGAAUGUGACCCAGGGGUUCAAUGGUCGGUUUGGCUAUCGCCGGAACACCCCAGCCCUCCGCCAGCGCCCAUCUGUCUUUGGAGAGGUCACCCAAUUCCCUCUCUUCUAACAGCAGCUCUUCUCUUCACACUCCUCGACCUGAAUUUCUGAGAUGUGUAUAUGAACUCUCAGUGUUAUUUGAUAUUAAAACUUUUGUGUGUGUGUC